CCUACACUUUCGAGCUCAAGUGAACGCAGCAAAGUCAGAAAACAUGGCGUUGACCAAGAAGCGCAACGUGAGUUCGAAGUUAAAUCCAAAAAGACCCAAAAUUGACAUAGAAAGCAUCGUUGAAGGUAUACUAGGAAGCAGGAAGCGAGCGAACGAUGUUUUCGACAUUCUUGAAUCCCUGCGGUCAGCAAAAGAGAAGGAUGUCAUUAGUGCUGCCAGUGCGUGCAGCAAGCUGUUCAGCACAUUGUUGGAGAGAAAAGAUUUGUUUAUUGGGAAACUUCCUGACGAAGACGAGGCGUUAAAUGGAGACUAUAGUGCUGAAGAGAAGUACCACAUUUUUAUGCGACACCGUUACAACAGUUGUGUGGAGAUGCUGCUCGAGUAUCUACAUCACGAAGUGCAUGAAGUUAAGGAAAGUGUCCUCAGCUGUCUGAUGAAGUUUGCAGCUGCAGAAGGACAGCAUCCUCUUGAAGACAUGGACUGGAGUGAACAUUACAGCUUUCCAAGGCAACUAAUACAGUUAGUGGUGGACAACAUUCUGUCUAAAACCACAGACAACUCCCUGCUGAUCUCCAAGUUCCAGGAAUAUCUGGAGAUGGAGGAUGUGCGUUACUAUGUAAUGAGCUCCAUCCGUGUGAAUGUCUCUGCAGUCAUGGAAAAAAACAAAGAGGUUUUGUUGCAUGUUUAUCAGAACAACGUGUUCACCCUUAUGUCCAGCAUUAAUAUGCCAAGCCAGGAAUCGGAGCUAACUAACUUCAUGGUCAAGCAGGAAGCCAAACUAGAGGACUGGAAAGCUACUAAACUAAGUGACCACAAGAGAGGCUUUGAGAAAAUGUGGCUUGGUUUUCUCAAGUACAAGUUGCCCGUCAGCAUGUAUAAAAAGGUGUUGGUGAUCCUUCAUGAUGCCGUUUUACCACACAUGAUCAAACCCACGUUGAUGAUCGACUUUCUGACGGCUGCGUAUGAUGUUGGUGGUGCAAUCAGCCUGCUGGCUCUCAAUGGUCUUUUUGUGCUCAUACAUCAACACAACCUAGACUAUCCUGAUUUCUACAGAAAGCUGUACAAUCUUCUCGAGCCCUCUGUUUUCCACGCCAAGUACAGAGCACGCUUUUUUCAUCUCGUCAAUCUCUUCCUUAGUUCCAGCCACCUGCCCGUUUACCUGGUCGCUGCCUUUGCUAAGCGCCUGGCUCGUCUGGCUCUCACCGCUCCACCUACGGCUCUUCUCAUUGUGCUGCCGUUCAUUUAUAACCUGAUCCGUCGCCAUCCAUCCUGCAGAGUCCUGAUUCACAAGCCCACAGCAGAAGACGAAGCUCUUGAGGAUCCGUAUGUGAUGGAUGAAGAGGAUCCAGUUCAUUGCUGCGCCUUAGAGAGCAGCUUGUGGGAAAUUAAGACGCUGCAGAAGCAUUAUCAUCCAGAUGUGGCCAAAGCUGCAAUGUUGAUCAACACCCCUCUGCCGGUGCAAGAAGACGACAUCAGUGAGGUGCUGGAGAUAACAACCCAUGAGCUGAUGGAACGAGACCUGAAGUCUGAGACGAAGAGCGUCCCACUGGAGUUUGAGACAGCCACUGAGUUACUGAGAGGAGGAGAUGUGAUAAAGCAACACUUCAGUCUGGUUUAAACAGCAAAAUAUGGAUUGGAGUGAUUGGGCUUUGUUGAGUAAAAACAGCAGUUAUGUCAUCAGGAUCAGAAGCAGCUACAAGAACAAAUGUUUAUAUAUUUGGUUGCUUUGAUAUGUGCUAAAUAAACAUCAAUAAGUCAGUUUCCUUCA
Molecule: messenger RNA, 1768 nt
Organism: Nothobranchius furzeri (turquoise killifish)
Lineage: Eukaryota; Metazoa; Chordata; Actinopteri; Cyprinodontiformes; Nothobranchiidae
Gene: noc4l
Product: nucleolar complex associated 4 homolog
Biological process (GO): ribosome biogenesis
Cellular component (GO): nucleolus; small-subunit processome; Noc4p-Nop14p complex
Source: RefSeq, a predicted model, not a curated record